AUGCCAGCCAACCUCACAGAGGGCAGCCCUGAUGACAACAGGACCACGCAGACGCUGGGUUCUCUCCCUGUCCUUUGCACUGAACCGGGGACUUUUACUGAGGUAGUGGGAGGAGAGGAAUGGGGCUCCUUCUACCACUCCUUUAAGACUGAGCAGUUGAUCACUCUGUGGGUCCUCUUUGUUUUCACCAUUGUUGGAAACUCCAUUGUGCUGUUCUCUACAUGGAGGAGGAAGAGGAAGUCAAGAAUGACCUUCUUUGCGACUCAGCUGGCCAUCACAGACUAUUUCACAGGCCUGGUUAACAUCUUGACAGAUAUCAUCUGGCGAUUCACUGGAGACUUCAUGGCACCUGAUCUGGUCUGCCGAGUGGUUCGCUAUUUGCAGGUCGUGCUGCUCUAUGCCUCCACCUAUGUCCUGGUGUCCCUCAGCAUAGACAGAUAUCAUGCCAUCGUCUACCCCAUGAAGUUCCUACAAGGAGAAAAGCAAGCCAAAGUCCUCAUCAUGAUUGCCUGGACCCUCUCCUUCCUGUUCUCCAUUCCCACCCUGAUCAUAUUUGGGAAGAGGAAACUCUCCAACGGUGAGGUGCAGUGCUGGGCCCUGUGGCCUGAUGACUCCUACUGGACUCCGUACAUGACCAUCGUGGCCCUCCUGGUGUACUUCAUCCCUCUGGCAAUUAUCAGUGUCAUCUAUGCCAUUGUGAUCCGAACUAUUUGGACUAAAAGCAAAGCGCAUGACAUGGUGAUUUCCAACUGCUCAGAGGGAAGGCUAUGCACCAGCUACAACCGAGGACCCAUCUCAAAGGCAAAAAUCAAGGCUGUCAAGUACAGCAUCGUCAUCAUUCUUGCCUUCAUCUGCUGUUGGAGUCCAUACUUCCUCUUCGACAUCCUGGACAAUUUCAGCCUUCUUCCAGACACCAAGGAGCGCUUCUACGCCUCUGUGAUCAUCCAGAACCUGCCUGCCUUGAAUAGCGCCAUCAACCCCCUCAUCUACUGUGUCUUCAGCGGCUCCAUCUGCUUCCCCUGCGGGAAGCAAACACCACAGGGUUCCAGAAUGACAUGCCGGGAGAAAACUGAGAGGCAGGAGAUGCAGGUUCUGUCCAGGCCAGAAUUCAUCUAGACCCUGGGGCAGUGGUCUCCAGCAGGCUAGGCUGAUCCCCACCAGCUCUUCUGGGUCCCCAUCACCACCCUGGGCAUGUGCAUGGAGCCCAAGGCAACGUCUCAACUCUGCUUCUUUCACCACUUGGGUUAUGCACGGGGCAAACAUCCUCAUGAGUGUAUGUGUGUCUGCAGCGUCGGCAGGCACUGGCCAAUCUGAAGUCACCAGCUCUUCAUGCAGACCAGGAAGGGCGCCACCCCUUUCCCCACGACUCCCAGCUCUCCUUCCCAUUGGUCAACACCAGACCCCAAUGGAAAGAGACACCACUGGCCCAGA
Molecule: messenger RNA, 1431 nt
Organism: Manis pentadactyla (Chinese pangolin)
Lineage: Eukaryota; Metazoa; Chordata; Mammalia; Pholidota; Manidae
Gene: NPSR1
Product: neuropeptide S receptor 1
Exons: 9
Coding region: 1-1116 (371 amino acids)
Biological process (GO): positive regulation of release of sequestered calcium ion into cytosol; neuropeptide signaling pathway
Cellular component (GO): membrane; cytoplasm
Molecular function (GO): vasopressin receptor activity; neuropeptide receptor activity
Source: RefSeq, a predicted model, not a curated record